AUGCGCGGCGCCGGUGGCCCCCGCGGCCCUCGGGGCCCCGCUAAGAUGCUGCUGCUGCUGGCGCUGGCCUGCGCCAGCCCGUUCCCGGAGGAGGUGCCGGGGCCGGGCGGGCCUGGCGGGGGCCCCGGCGGGGCGCGACCUCUCAACGUGGCGCUCGUGUUCUCGGGGCCCGCGUACGCGACCGAGGCGGCGCGACUGGGCCCGGCCGUGGCGGCGGCCGUGCGCAGCCCGGGCCUGGACGUGCGGCCGGUGGCGCUGGUGCUCAACGGCUCGGACCCACGCAGCCUCGUGCUGCAGCUCUGCGACCUGCUGUCGGGGCUGAGGGUGCACGGCGUCGUCUUCGAGGACGACUCGCGCGCGCCCGCCGUCGCGCCCAUCCUUGACUUCCUGUCGGCGCAGACCUCGCUGCCCAUCGUGGCCGUGCACGGCGGCGCCGCGCUCGUGCUCACGCCCAAGGAGAAGGGUUCCACCUUCCUGCAGCUGGGCUCGUCCACAGAGCAGCAGCUUCAGGUCAUCUUCGAGGUGCUGGAGGAAUACGACUGGACGUCUUUUGUAGCUGUGACCACGCGUGCCCCCGGCCACCGGGCCUUCCUGUCCUACAUUGAGGUGCUGACUGAUGGCAGCCUGGUGGGCUGGGAGCACCGCGGGGCAUUGACGCUGGACCCCGGGGCUGGCGAGGCCGUGCUGGGCGCCCAGCUCCGCAGUGUCAGUGCGCAGAUCCGCCUGCUUUUCUGUGCCCGUGAGGAGGCCGAGCCUGUGUUCCGGGCAGCCGAGGAGGCUGGCCUCACUGGGCCUGGCUACGUCUGGUUCAUGGUGGGGCCCCAGCUGGCUGGAGGCGGGGGCUCGGGCACCCCUGGGGAGCCCCUUCUUCUGCCAGGAGGCGCCCCACUGCCUGCCGGGCUGUUUGCAGUGCGCUCGGCAGGCUGGAGGGAUGAUCUGGCCCGGCGUGUGGCAGCUGGCGUGGCCGUAGUGGCCAGAGGUGCCCAGGCCCUGCUGCGUGACUAUGGCUUCCUGCCUGAACUUGGCCAUGACUGUCGCGCCCAAAACCGCACCCACCGAGGGGAGAGUCUACACAGGUACUUCAUGAACAUUACCUGGGAUAACCGGGAUUACUCCUUCAAUGAGGAUGGCUUCCUGGUGAACCCCUCCCUGGUGGUCAUCUCCCUCACCCGAGACAGGACCUGGGAGGUGGUGGGCAGCUGGGAGCAGCAGACUCUCCGCCUCAAGUACCCGCUGUGGUCCCGCUAUGGCCGCUUCCUGCAGCCAGUGGAUGACACGCAGCACCUCACCGUGGCCACGCUGGAAGAGAGGCCUUUCGUCAUUGUGGAGCCCGCCGACCCCAUCAGUGGCACUUGCAUCCGAGACUCCGUCCCCUGCCGGAGCCAGCUGAACCGCACCCACAGCCCUCCGCCGGACGCCCCCCGCCCAGAAAAGCGGUGCUGCAAGGGCUUCUGCAUCGACAUUCUGAAGCGGCUGGCGCAGACCAUCGGCUUCAGCUAUGACCUCUACCUGGUCACCAACGGCAAGCACGGCAAAAAGAUUGAUGGUGUCUGGAACGGCAUGAUCGGGGAGGUGUUCUACCAGCGCGCGGACAUGGCCAUUGGCUCUCUCACCAUCAACGAGGAGCGGUCCGAGAUAGUGGAUUUCUCCGUCCCCUUCGUGGAGACAGGCAUCAGCGUUAUGGUGGCGCGUAGCAAUGGCACUGUGUCCCCCUCGGCCUUUCUCGAGCCAUACAGCCCUGCCGUAUGGGUGAUGAUGUUCGUCAUGUGCCUCACUGUGGUCGCCGUCACCGUUUUCAUCUUUGAGUACCUCAGUCCCGUCGGCUACAACCGCAGCCUGGCCACGGGCAAACGCCCUGGCGGCUCAACUUUCACCAUUGGGAAAUCCAUCUGGCUGCUCUGGGCCCUGGUGUUCAAUAACUCGGUGCCCGUGGAGAACCCCCGGGGGACCACCAGCAAAAUCAUGGUGCUGGUGUGGGCUUUCUUCGCCGUCAUCUUCCUCGCCAGCUACACAGCCAACCUGGCCGCCUUCAUGAUCCAGGAGGAGUAUGUGGAUACCGUGUCUGGGCUCAGUGACCGAAAGUUCCAGCGGCCCCAGGAGCAGUACCCGCCCCUGAAGUUUGGGACGGUGCCCAACGGGUCCACAGAGAAGAACAUCCGCAGCAACUACCCCGACAUGCACAGUUACAUGGUGCGCUACAACCAGCCCCGCGUAGAGGAAGCACUCACUCAGCUCAAGGCAGGGAAGCUGGACGCCUUCAUCUACGACGCGGCUGUGCUCAACUACAUGGCCCGCAAAGAUGAGGGCUGCAAGCUCGUCACCAUCGGCUCGGGCAAGGUCUUUGCCACCACAGGCUACGGCAUCGCCCUGCACAAGGGUUCCCGCUGGAAGCGGCCCAUCGACCUGGCACUGCUGCAGUUCCUGGGGGAUGAUGAGAUCGAGAUGCUGGAGCGGCUGUGGCUCUCUGGGAUCUGCCACAAUGACAAAAUCGAGGUGAUGAGCAGCAAGCUGGACAUCGACAACAUGGCGGGCGUCUUCUACAUGCUCCUGGUGGCCAUGGGCCUCUCCCUGCUGGUCUUCGCCUGGGAGCACCUGGUGUACUGGCGCCUGCGGCACUGCCUGGGGCCCACCCAUCGCAUGGAUUUCCUGCUGGCCUUCUCCAGGGGCAUGUACAGCUGCUGCAGCGCGGAGGCUGCCCCGCCGCCCGCCAAGCCCCCGCCGCCGCCGCAGCCGCUGCCCAGCCCGGUGUACCCGGCGGCGAGGCCCGCUCCCGGCCCCGCGCCCUUCAUGCCCCGCGAGCGCGCCACUGUGGACCGCUGGCGCCGCGCCAAAGGUGCAGGGCCGCCGGGGGGCGCGAGCUUGGCCGACGGCUUCCACCGCUACUACGGCCCCAUCGAGCCGCAGGGCCUGGGCGUGGGCGAGGCGCGCGCCGUGCCCCGGGGCGCAACUGGGCGCCCGCUAUCGCCGCCGGCUACGCAGCCCCCGCAGAAGCCGCCGCCCUCCUACUUCGCCAUCGUGCGCGACAAAGAGCCGGCCGAGCCCCCCGCCGGCGCCUUCCCUGGCUUCCCGUCGCCGCCCGCGCCCCCGGCCGCCGCGGCCACAGCCGUCGGGCCGCCGCUCUGCCGCCUGGCCUUCGAGGACGAGAGCCCGCCGGCGCCCACGCGCUGGCCGCGCUCGGACCCCGAGAGCCAGCCCCUGUUGGGCCCCGGCGCGGGGGGCGCGGGCGGUGCGGGCGGCGCGGGCGGCGGAGCCCAGGCCGCGCCACCCCCGUGCCGCGCCGCGCCGCCCCCCUGUCCUUACCUUGACCUAGAGCCGUCGCCGUCGGACUCGGAGGACUCGGAGAGCCUGGGCGGCGCGUCGCUGGGCGGCCUGGAGCCCUGGUGGUUCGCCGACUUCCCCUACCCGUACGCCGAGCGCCUCGGGCCGCCGCCUGGCCGCUACUGGUCAGUCGACAAGCUCGGGGGCUGGCGCGCCGGCAGCUGGGACUACCUGCCCCCGCGCAGCGGCCCCGCCGCCUGGCACUGUCGCCACUGCGCCAGCCUGGAGCUGCUGCCGCCGCCGCGCCAUCUCAGCUGCUCACACGACGGCCUGGACGGCGGCUGGUGGGCGCCGCCGCCCCCGCCCUGGGCCGCGGGGCCCCCGCCCCGGCGCCGGGCCCGCUGCGGGUGCCCGCGGUCGCAUCCUCACCGCCCACGGGCCUCGCACCGCGCGCCCGCAGCUGCCGCGCCACACCACCACCGGCACCGGCGCGCCGCGGGGGGCUGGGACCUCCCGCCGCCCGCGCCCACCUCGCGAUCGCUCGAGGACCUCAGCUCGUGUCCCCGCGCCGCCCCCGCGCGCAGGCUCACCGGGCCCUCCCGCCACGCGCGCCGGUGCCCGCACGCCGCUCACUGGGGGCCGCCGCUGCCCGCCGCGCCCCACCGGAGACACCGGGGCGGGGACCUGGGUACCCGCCGGGGCUCGGCGCACUUUUCCAGCCUCGAGUCCGAGGUAUGA
Molecule: messenger RNA, 3996 nt
Organism: Eubalaena glacialis (North Atlantic right whale)
Lineage: Eukaryota; Metazoa; Chordata; Mammalia; Artiodactyla; Balaenidae
Gene: GRIN2D
Product: glutamate ionotropic receptor NMDA type subunit 2D
Exons: 12
Coding region: 1-3996 (1331 amino acids)
Biological process (GO): long-term synaptic potentiation; monoatomic ion transport; excitatory postsynaptic potential
Cellular component (GO): NMDA selective glutamate receptor complex; postsynaptic membrane; plasma membrane
Molecular function (GO): NMDA glutamate receptor activity; transmitter-gated monoatomic ion channel activity involved in regulation of postsynaptic membrane potential
Source: RefSeq, a predicted model, not a curated record